AUGCCUUCUUUUGCUUUUGGAUCUCCUCAUCACCGUUUGGCGACUCCCGGAGACUCGCCGUACUCAGCUGAAAUUAGCAUAGACGGCGACUCCUCUGACUUGGAAUCCUUGUCUGAAGUCGAUUUAGAGAGUGGUGGUGUGACGUCUCCUGCGAAGAAGCUACAUUCUGGUGGUGGCAAGAAGAGGAAAGCGAGGAGGAGAAAGAAGAAGAAGGAAGAAGGUAGAGAUUGCAGGAUCUGUCAUCUGCCUUUAGAGACUAACAAAGAAGAUGAAGAGGAAGAUGGUUCUGAUCAACAAGAAGAAGAAGAUGAAGCAAGAGAAGAUGAUGAAGAAGAGUUUUAUGGUUUGCCUUUGCAAUUGGGUUGCUCUUGUAAAGGUGAUUUGGGUGUAGCUCACAGUAAGUGUGCUGAAACUUGGUUCAAGAUUAAAGGAAACAUGACAUGUGAGAUAUGCGGCGCAAUGGCUAUAAACGUUGCUGGCGAACAGUCAAACCAAGAGAGCAGUGAUUCCGCCCGUUCACAAACAACUGCUGGACAAACUCAGACAGAGACACGGGGAACAUGGCAUGGUCGCCGUGUUAUGAACUUCUUACUGGCCAUUAUGAUCUUUGCGUUCAUUGUUUCGUGGCUUUUUCAUUUCCAAGUUCUGAAGUGAAAAAAAAUCCGUCUCACUCUCUCUUUUUCUCCUGUUAUUGAGCUGCUUUCUUUCGCUAAAUCAAUAUCUCAUGUCGCUGGAUUGUUCACACGUUUUGUAGCUGUAUAAAACUUGGUAGGUUUUAGAU
Molecule: messenger RNA, 781 nt
Organism: Eruca vesicaria subsp. sativa (arugula)
Lineage: Eukaryota; Viridiplantae; Streptophyta; Magnoliopsida; Brassicales; Brassicaceae
Source: the annotation of a GenBank genome assembly